Messenger RNA from Saccostrea echinata, 1241 nucleotides. RefSeq lists its product as uncharacterized. Lineage: Eukaryota; Metazoa; Mollusca; Bivalvia; Ostreida; Ostreidae. The transcript has 7 exons. The coding region runs from base 1 to 1200 and encodes 399 amino acids. Gene Ontology annotation, biological process: signal transduction. The record is from RefSeq and is a predicted model, not a curated record.
AUGGAGGUUACACAAAUCCCGCUUCCUUACGGAAAAAGCUAUCAUAUUUUCUUGUCGUUUUGCCAUGAAGACGAAGAAACUGCACAUUCCUUAUUGAAGAACCUUGAGGAUCAUUACAAAUUGAGGUGUUUGUAUCAUAUCAGAGACUUUGUUCCGGGGGUGACAAGUAUGGAUAAUAUUCUUAAUGGUAUAGAAAACAGCAUGAAGAUUGUCUACCUUAUUUCCAGCAGGUUCAAGGAAAAUGAAACAUGUAAACGAGAAAUUUCUUACGGGAUCACGGCUUCCCACAAACAAUGUGAAAAUACCAUGAUACCUGUUUUACUUGAGAGAAUAGAAAUGCCAAGAGAAUUAGAAACGCUCAAUUAUAUAGACGCAACCAUUCAGGAUAUAGAUAUUGCCUCCAAAAUCUAUGAUGCAUGUCUUUUUGAAGCUCAAGAUAGAAGUAUUUUACCUACGUUUAUACCUUUGCGAGAGCUAUACAAUGGACAACCUCUUCGAGUAAUGGAAUCAGAGAAGCAUUGGGAAUUAGGAAUUCCUAUUUUAAAUUUCUAUGAGAAUACGAAAAAACGUCACGUCAUUAACAAUAAACCUAGGUCCCGUCAGAUUGAUUUCCUUUGCGAUAAAAUCAUAAAGGAUCUGAACUCUAGCAGUUACAAAAAAUGGUACCUCUUGCACGAUCCUGGAUUUCUAUGCCUUCUCUGGUUUCUUAUCAGUUGUGGGUUGAUAGCAAUUAUCCUCGCAUGCUUUUUUAUUUACCUUAUCCACAAGGCCGAAAUUUCACAUGAGGUAAUGGCUGCCGCUUGUUCUACCGGCAUUAUUAUACCAGUUGUGACGGUAUCCGUUAUCUUCUGUCGCUGUUGCGACAAAACCACUUCAGCAAUCAUGGCAAUUGCAAUGGAAAGAUAUCCAAUUCGGAAGAAGGAAAAAGAGCUUAAAAAGAUUAUGUGGAGAUACCUAGUUGAAAACUAUCAAACCCUGAAAAUUCUACCACUUCUUUCUACAAAUGAAAAGAUAAUUGUGUUGCAUUAUGAUACAGACCCUUGUAAGAAAGAGGCCGAGGAGAGGAUUCUUAGAUUCAUAGAAGAUAAUCAAGAUAGACUGGCCACAUGGACAUUCCUUGAAGAUUUUAAGUUCGACCGACACAAUACCUAUCGUCAGAAGAAGUGCUUUUGUCAGUAUUUGGAACCAUAUGUUAUCUAAAUUGAAAGAGAACACAGAAACUAUAUUUAUAAAAUCUUGCA